Molecule: messenger RNA, 786 nt
Organism: Penicillium angulare
Lineage: Eukaryota; Fungi; Ascomycota; Eurotiomycetes; Eurotiales; Aspergillaceae
Product: SDR family NAD(P)-dependent oxidoreductase
Exons: 2
Coding region: 1-786 (261 amino acids)
Source: RefSeq, a predicted model, not a curated record
AUGGCUCCAGACACAUUAUCCCUUACGAACAAAGUGGCCAUUGUCACUGGUUCUGGUCGCGAAACCGGUAUUGGUGCUGGUAUAGCCUUUGCACUUGCUCGGAAUGGAGCCUAUGUUACGAUCAACCAUGUGUCUGAUCUCAGCGCUCCUCGCGCUGCAAAAGUAGCGGAGACCAUUCGACUUCACGGUGGAAAGGCUACCGUUAUACAGGCAGACAUAUCGACGCAGUCCGGUGCUAAGAAACUAGUAGAGCAUACCCUGGCUGCAUUUUCUGUCGAUCAUAUCGAUAUUCUCGUGAAUAAUGCAGCAGCGGGUACUCCGCAGAGUUUCCUCCAGUCAGACCAAGAAUCUCUAGACGCUAUAUUUCAGUCGGUGGUGUAUGGUCCCAUUUUCACCAUUCAAGCUGCUCUUGCCCACAUGCCGCGUGGGGGAAGGAUUGUGAAUAUCGGCUCCAUCGCAUCAAAGUUGGGCAUGUCUGCUUCCGCAGUGUAUGGGGCCGCGAAGGCUGCACAAGAUGCACUCACUUAUUCAAUGGCUAUGGAGCUUGGUCGUGGCCAUGGGGUCACGAUCAAUACCGUUGCACCAGGCCCCGUGGAUACCGAUGCACUUCCCAAGGAUGUCGCGGCCAAGGUUCAUGGCUUCCUUGUUCCCAUGACCAGAGUCGAAGAGCGAGCGGGUACACAGGAGGAUAUCGCGGAUGCCGUACUCCUAUUGGUAUCGGAGAAAAGUCGCUGGAUUACGGGGCAGGUGAUUUCAGUGAGUGGUGGUAUCACUGGGAGCCGAUAG